AUGGCCCGCCAGGUCGUGUCCUAUGAUGACUUAGACGUGCCACCGGGCGUAUCUUCUGAGGCAGCGCCGAUAGCCCUUACUGCCGAUUCCACUUCUGGAGUGAAUGUGCAUGACGGCGCUGCAACUGCUUCUCCACCCACAAAAAAGAGAAAACACGACGACGGGGGUAACGAAAACGUUCGUGAUAUAGGAGGUGGCUUGGAAAAUUCAUACGUAAACAACCAGACAGGCUCAGAGACUACAGGAAAUCAGCUUUCUAUUCAAGUGCAGUCGAUGCCGCCCAAACCACAAGUGAAAAAACGAAACAGAAACAAGAGACGCUCUGGAGUAGGCAAUGGUGAUACUAUCACGCCUGCAGUAACAUCUAGCACCACCUCCGUUCAUAAUACAUCGUAUGCCGCUGCGCAUUGGGAUGAACCUGGCGCGCAGGACGAUGGAAUUUCAUACGACGACGACGCUCGUGGCGACGCCCGUGGUAUCGAAGAUAUUCAAAAUGACGGCCUUUUGGACGAUAAGAAUGGCGCUGACAAUGUAUUUGACGCAAAAGAAACACAGGAUUUUGAUGACGAUGAGGAGGAGGAUGAGAGCAGGGAACUUACUCAUGAAGAGAUUUGGGACGAUUCGGCGCUUAUUGCUGCCUGGAACGCCGCGAAUGAAGAAUACGAGGCUAUACAUGGAAAAUCAAAGCGCUGGAAAAAGGACCGGGUUCACAAGUCUCCGCUAUGGUACAAUAUACCUCCGGAGAAAUCAAGGGCGACAUCAAGCACACGCAAGAAGAAGGUACAGCAGGAUACAACUCUACCACUUGAAGCUUCAGGAGCAACGGAUGAAGCGGAUGAAUCUGUACCAUUGAACUUUGAAACGUUUGUCCCUACUCACGACGCUUCGCUGGCUUUUCCGGGUCCGACAAGCCCGCCGGCAGUGCCGGAGGUAACGCAGGCCAAUCUAAGAAACAUUACGUCUCACUAUUCUAUGAUGUUACCUGCUUCUACAUUUCCGACUGCACAUGGAUCUGGUGACACUUCAACUUCAGCGAACCUCCACAAUCAAAGUGUCGCAUUGAACCCAGACGAGGCGUUCUCCCGCGCUCUGGGUGCUAUGUAUUGGUGCGGAUAUUGGACGGCCGUCUAUCAUGUGCAAAGGGGGCACGAACGCGGGACAACCUCUACGGCAAAUAAUAUAGACACAGAGUAUGUCGACGAAGCACAGGAACAGGAACAGGAUAAAGAAGAGGAGUUGGUCUCGACACAACGUUGA
Fomitiporia mediterranea MF3/22 is the source of this 1257-nucleotide messenger RNA. RefSeq lists its product as uncharacterized. The transcript is spliced from 4 exons. Lineage: Eukaryota; Fungi; Basidiomycota; Agaricomycetes; Hymenochaetales; Hymenochaetaceae. The record is from RefSeq and is a predicted model, not a curated record. The coding region runs from base 1 to 1257 and encodes 418 amino acids.